UUGCAGUUCUGUGGCAGCAGCAGGCGAUUGUCAGUUUUGUUGACGUAGUUCUAGUUGCCAUUUUUCAUUUGCCAAGUGGAAUCUGAAUAAAUAAAACAAAAAUUACUUGUGUAUAAAUAAAGAUACGGGACUUACCUACUUUUAAGUCAGUAAUACCUUCGGCCUAGAUACCUGCGCUUGUUUGUUCACGUCGCGUUACUCCUGUGUGCACAUGUAUUAUCUUUAUAGCCAGUGAGUGAGUGAUAGUGGUCGUAAACAUUCACAUUGUACUUGUGUAAAUUGUCUGGCAGGUUUAGUUGUAGUCUUGAAUCGUAGUGAGUAUGUCUGAUAGCGGGGACAGCGACGUUGCGUGGACGUACUACAAGGAUCGUCCAGAAUGGAGCGACGUGACUCCCGUGCCUGAGGAUGAAGGUCCUAACCUAGUCGUUGUCAUUGCUCAUUCUGAGAAAUUUGUGGAUGUGUAUGAUUACUUCCGAGCUGUACUUAAAAACAAUGAGAGGUCUGAACGAGCGUUACAUCUUACUAAGGAUGCUGUGGAACUAAAUCCGGCUAACUACACAGUGUGGCAAUACAGGAGAGAUCUGCUGAAAGCUUUGGGGACUGACUUAAGACAAGAGUUGGAUUAUGUAGAAGUUGUCAUUAAAAACUCACCCAAAAACUAUCAGGUUUGGCAUCACCGGAGAGUACUUGUUGAGUGGCUGCAAGAUCCCUCACAGGAGCUAGAGUUAACUAGAGACGCUCUGAUGCAAGACCCUAAAAACUAUCAUGCAUGGCAGCACAGACAAUGGGCCAUCAAAACUUUUGGGCUCUAUGAAAAGGAAAUGGACUUUGUUGAUCACCUUAUCACAGAUGACGUGCGUAAUAAUUCCGCGUGGAACCAAAGGUACUUUGUCAUGAAUAAUUACUUAGGCUGGUCAGACCUGAAUGUACAGAAAGAAAUUUGCUAUGCAUUGGAGAAAAUUAAAUUUAUUAAAAACAAUGAAAGUGCAUGGAAUUAUCUUAGAGGUGUACUAAUACAUGACAAAAGAGGUGAAGGUGUAAGCGGGAAUGGCGUCGUCACUUCGUUCUGUGAAGAACUUUACAAGAAUAAGUGUCGUUCUCCAUACUUGCUAGCAUUCCUCAUAGAUAUUUGUAAUGAAGCCAUCAAAAAAGAGGAGACCAGCUGUUUACAUAAUGCGACUAGAGCCAUAGAACUUUGUCAAGCGCUGGCGGGGAAAUACGACAAAAUUCGUAGCAAAUAUUGGAAUUACAUGGCUGAAAAAUUCAAAAAGAUUCAACAGGAAGAAAGCAAUAAAGAUAAGGAGAAAACCGUUGACGAAUGAUUUUAAUAAGGAAAAGCUUAUGUUUUAUGUUAAAUAUUACAAUGAAUUUAAUCUGUGGUAUUAUUUUAUCGAACACUGUUUGAUGAAGUAUAUCUGUACAAACUGUAAGUAACAGCCGAUAAAAAAAGUAUAAUGAUUAAAUAGAUAAACCAUUCAGCAUUAUUUCUGUUAUCGUUUACCGUUUUGAAGAGUCUUAACCAACGAACGUCGAACCUGUUACGUUUUAAUCGUUUGAACACUCGAUACCAAAAGGAUCUGCCUCUAAAAAAUACUUUACACCAAAAGACGAUGUCUUUAUAAAUAUCUUUUAUAUAUUUUGUGUAAUUAUUUAACAUUUUCAUCAUAAUAAAAGAACGUAAAAGA
This is a messenger RNA of Helicoverpa armigera (cotton bollworm), 1685 nucleotides long. RefSeq names its product protein farnesyltransferase/geranylgeranyltransferase type-1 subunit alpha (gene Fnta). Gene Ontology annotation, molecular function: protein farnesyltransferase activity; CAAX-protein geranylgeranyltransferase activity. Gene Ontology annotation, biological process: protein farnesylation; protein geranylgeranylation. The transcript has 5 exons. The record is from RefSeq and is a predicted model, not a curated record. Lineage: Eukaryota; Metazoa; Arthropoda; Insecta; Lepidoptera; Noctuidae. Gene Ontology annotation, cellular component: protein farnesyltransferase complex; cytoplasm; CAAX-protein geranylgeranyltransferase complex. Bases 321 to 1322 code for a protein of 333 amino acids.